GCUCAGGUGAGUGGAUCUCUGCUUUAAUUUGCAGUGCCACGUGAAGGGAAGCCGGAGAUGGAGACCCUUCAAGAAAUGCCUUCCCCUGUCUGCCAAGGGAUGGUUUGUUGAAAUCAGUGUCACUUCACUGCCAGGAAACCCAAGAAGCUCCAUUCAGCGUUUGUGAGCGGUAAAGGCUAUGGCCCUUUCAGCUGGAUGCUGAGGGGAGGAAGAUGAGAACACAAGGUUAACUCUAGUCAAUCAGCCACCAGUGUCCUGAAGUGCCUCCAUGAAUAAUUGAUUGUUCUCUUUGGGAUUCACGUUGUCAUGGAAACUGAAAGAGGAACCAGGCUAUCUAGGUAUGAAGUGAAGUUUCUUUGGGUCUCUCUCUCCCUUCAGCAGUUAAGAGCUGGAGCUAUCUUUGGCAGGUGCUUAUAAGAUCUUACAUUGACUCUGAGAUGAAUUAUCUGGCACGGAGUCUUCUGCUGUCCCUGCAGUUCUUUUCUUUGAUCGAUGGCCAGAACAGCCUCCAGCGCAUCAUCGGGGGUUACAUAGUGGCGCCACAUUCCUCCAAGUACCUGGUGUCCCUGAAGAGGAAGACGGGCUUCCAUUUCUGUGGCGGGUCGCUGGUCAGCCGAAGCUGGGUCCUGACGGCUGCUCACUGCAAAACUGAAAUUAACCAGAUGAUGAUUGUCGCUGGGGAAUAUUCUCUCUCCACUUUUGAAGGCACAGAGCAGAUCUUCCGGCCCUCUCGGAUGGUGGUUCAUCCGGACUACAGCUCCGCUUCCAAAAAUGCAGACAUCAUGCUGAUUAAGCUGAACAGGCCGCUGGUGCAUAACGCUUUUGUUUCCAUUGUGCCACUCCCCCAGCAAGGAGCGGUGGUGAGGGAAGGCCGCUUCUGCCAAGUCUCUGGCUGGGGUUACACCACUCCCAUGGGUGGAAUGGCUUCGGACACCCUACGCAGCGUGCGCCUGCCUAUCAUCUCUUCUGGGAAGUGUAACAGCACAGCCUCCUAUGCGGGAUACAUCACCAAGAACAUGAUCUGUGCCGGGUUCAACACAGGGGGCAAAGAUGCCUGCCAGGGGGACUCUGGCGGGCCAUUGGUGUGCGAGGGCCGAGUGUUUGGGAUUGUGUCCUGGGGGAACAGCUGUGCUAGUCCCAGGUACCCAGGUGUUUACACCGCAGUAGCCAACUUUCAGAAAUGGAUUUACAAAACCAUCUUUAGGCGCCAAUAGCGGCCGCUCUGUGUCUUCUCAACGUGCACCUUCCACUGCCCCUUCCCGGCUUUGAGCAAAUAAACUUGUGAU
This is a messenger RNA of Chrysemys picta bellii (western painted turtle), 1286 nucleotides long. NCBI's taxonomy places the organism in Eukaryota, Metazoa, Chordata, Testudines, Emydidae. The record is from RefSeq and is a predicted model, not a curated record.